AUGUCGACAUCGUCUGAACGUACCGUCUCCGCCGCCGGAACCCCAUCGCCGGCUGUCGAAAACUCACUUUCCGGUGCGCACCAUUACAUAACCAUGAAACUUACGCUGAAAAAUUAUUUGUUUUGGAGGAUGCAACUCCUCUCCUUCCUCCGCGGCCAGGAACUCCUGGGAUUCAUGGACGACAGCUAUCCGUGCCCACCAGCGACGGUCCUUGGUGCACCAUCCACCGGCGCGUCGACCACGACAUUGGCCGAAGUAGUGCCGGUUGCCAAUCCGGCGUAUCAUGCAUGGAUUAAACAGGACCAGACGAUCGUGUCGCUUUUGGUCUCCUCCAUGGCAGACGAGGUACUCCACCUUGCGCUCAGCCAGGAGACAUCUGCUGAGAUAUGGACCUCCAUCACCGGCGGACUUGGAUCUUCCAGUCAAGCCCGUUGCCUCACGCUGCUCAGUCAGUUCCAAAUGCUACGUCAAGGCAAUUCGACGACGGCAGAUUACCUUGGGAGAGCCGGGUCCUUGUCGAAUCACUUAUCAGGCUGGCCGGCCGCUAACCCUAAUGGAGCAGAACUUGCACAUGAGUUCAUCCUAGUGGAUGAUUACCCGUCGCUUGAUGCCGGAGUUUCUCACACUGCCAUGUACACCGGGACUGGCCGUGGUUCGCAUGGCGGUGGGAGGCAGCAGCAGUCCUCGCAACAGUAG
Ipomoea nil (Japanese morning glory) is the source of this 696-nucleotide messenger RNA. RefSeq lists its product as uncharacterized. NCBI's taxonomy places the organism in Eukaryota, Viridiplantae, Streptophyta, Magnoliopsida, Solanales, Convolvulaceae. The transcript is spliced from 2 exons. The coding region runs from base 1 to 696 and encodes 231 amino acids. The record is from RefSeq and is a predicted model, not a curated record.